AUGCUCGAAAGGAGUCAUGAUCCGAUCAUGACAGACAUGAUCAAGGCGUUGGCUGAGAAGGUUCCGAAAGAUUUUUCGGCCAUAGUAGAAGAUGAAAUAAGAGCUCGGAGCUUCGUCAUAAGCGGAGUUGAAGAACCCGCUCAAGAGUGGACGCUUCCAGAAAAGAUUUAUUCACACCAAGGAUUGAAGACCAAGAAGACCCAUCAGUCGAAGGUUGAGUGUGCUAAAUGGAACGACUGUGAUACCUGCAUACUCUCCGUGUUCAGUUUUGCGGACCAUCAAAUGGAUAAAGUAAAAGGGGAUAGGCUGAAGCAAGUCUGUAAUCUUGUGAGCACACACGUCGGAGACUCCAAGCCUCUAAAAGUAUGCGACACGGUCUUAAGGGAAGUUGUUGCCAAUAAAGCGAUUUUCCGGAAGAUGCAGGAAUACAAAGCGAAAGGACUGAAUAUGAAAUGGUUUUGUGCCGAAGAAUUGUCAAAACCCUACUGUACGUCCAAAGUUCCACAAUAA
Molecule: messenger RNA, 510 nt
Organism: Cylicocyclus nassatus
Lineage: Eukaryota; Metazoa; Nematoda; Chromadorea; Rhabditida; Strongylidae
Source: the annotation of a GenBank genome assembly